Messenger RNA from Calliphora vicina (urban bluebottle blowfly), 2351 nucleotides. RefSeq names its product protein slit. The transcript has 8 exons. Bases 330 to 1856 code for a protein of 508 amino acids. The record is from RefSeq and is a predicted model, not a curated record. Gene Ontology annotation, molecular function: protein binding. NCBI's taxonomy places the organism in Eukaryota, Metazoa, Arthropoda, Insecta, Diptera, Calliphoridae.
AGUUAUUAAUAAAAUCACGUUAUUUUGCAUUAAAAUAAAAACAAAAGAAAUGUGGUUAAAAUAGCAGUUGAAGAAAAAAUCUUUUAAAAAUUAUAUUUAAACAACGAAUAGUUAUUUAAUCCAGAUAUAAUCCCACAAAUAUAACUGACCAUAUUGAAUCGAAAAGUAAACAGGAGAGGCCCACUUGAACUGUGCAGUGUAGCUAGUGGUGGAUUCUAAGUAGAGAUCCAGAGAGCGGUGGAGAGCAUACGAACAGCAAUAAUCAUCGUACAAGUGCUGUUUGGCAUUUGGAAUUGUUUUGCCGCAAAUACAUUGAGAUCGUAAUCAUCAUGAAAUUAGUUUCAAAAAUGCCAUCAGUUAGCUUAGCACGUAGUAGAGAUUCUACAUUGUUGGCAGCGGCCGCUGUUCUACUGUUGACAUCAUCCUAUUGUUGGGAUCUGGUGGCUGCGCAAAGCAAUCAGGCUCAACAACAAGUCUGUCCCGAGCAAAACGAUAUUGCUCCCUGUGUUUGUACGGUGAAAAAGAAUGGCCUGGAUAUUUUAUGUGAGACCACCGACUUGGCUCACAUUACGAAAUCCAUGGGUACACUAAAGGGCAAGAGUCCCAUAAUAUUCUAUUUGAAAUUACGUCAUAACAAUUUACCCAAACUACAAGGUUUCGUAUUCCUGGCCUUGGAUAUACGUCAUUUAACAAUACACAACAGUAGUUUAGCGGCCAUUGAAGAAAAUGCUCUCAGCUCUUUGGGUAAGGGUCUCACACAACUGGAUGUCUCGUUGAAUCAAAUGAAAACGGUGCCUUCGCUGGCAUUAAAGCAUCUUUAUCAUUUGUUAAUUUUAAAUUUGAAUCACAAUAAGAUCACUGUUAUUCACAAUAAUGCUUUUGAGGGAUUGGAUACACUGGAGAUUCUUACACUCUAUGAAAACAAAAUAAAUCUUAUUGAGCCGGAAGCAUUUAGAGGUUUAGAAAAACGCUUGAAACGUUUAAAUUUGGGUGGCAAUGAAUUGACUGCAGUCCCUCAAAAAUCCCUAUCAAUUUUGGAUAACUUGAAAAAAUUGGAAAUUCAAGAGAAUAAAAUUAAAACCAUACGUGAAGGAGAUUUUGAGGGACUUGAAAACUUAGAUUCACUUAUAUUGGCCCAUAACAUGAUCAAUACUGUGCCGGCAAAUGUAUUUUCUCAUCUAACACUUUUAAACUCUUUGGAAUUGGAGGGCAAUAAAAUCAUCAAUAUUGACAAAGAUGCCUUUAAAGGCUUAGAAGAAAAUCUUCAAUAUUUACGCUUGGGCGAUAAUAAUAUACAGGCCAUACCCAGCGAAGCCCUAAGGCCUUUACAUCGUCUAAGACACUUGGAUUUGAGAAAUAAUAAUAUCAGUGUCAUCAGUGAUGACGCCUUUACCGGUUACGGUGAUUCUUUGACCUUCCUUAAUCUCCAGAAGAAUGAUAUCAAGGUAUUACCUAGUAUGAUAUUUGAAAAUUUAAAUUCCCUGGAAACUUUAAAUAUACAAAAUAAUAAAUUAACCCGCCUGCCGCAAGACAUUAUGGAGCACAUCAUCGAUACCCUAAGAAUAAUUGAUAUAACAGACAAUCCAUUGCAAUGCUCUUGUGAAUUGACCUGGUUCCCGAAACUCUUGCAAGAUCUGAAGAACAAAGAUGACGAAAUGGCACAGAAAAAGAAACCCAUGUGUCACAUGCCCGUUGAGAAUCGUGAAUACUAUGUCCAAGCUAUGCCAUUGGAAAAAAUGCACUGUGCUGGUCUAUCACCGAGUGCGGCAAGUGAUUUACUGGACACAAAUGGUGUGUUGUUGUUAUGGCGUUUACUACCAGUAAAUAUGCUUGUGACGUUUUUGUGUACUUUUUAAAGGAAUACUUUGGUGGAGUCAGUGGUAAAUUACAUUUAAACAUACUACAUUUCUAACACCAACCAACAACAACUCUAAAAUCUCCAAAAAAAAACUAAAAAGAACGACAGACAGAAAGAAAGAUAGAUAGAUUACUUGCUAUAGUUAUGCAUAUAACGAUCAUGUGUGUUAUGAUCGCUCGCUGGACUAAUGAAUGUCGUAGGCAAAAUUGCAACAACAGCAACAAGAAACAACAUUAUCAUAGAUACGAGCACUGCUAUUUUUUUAUAAAUUGUGUGUAAAUGUGUAGAAUCGAAAAAGUGUGAGAAGUGAGAAAUCGAUCGGCUUUUUUUAUACAUACUUUAAUAUACAUAUAUAUUCUAUAUUCUUAUUACUAUUUAUUAUCAUCAUUUUCUAGGUUUUAGGUCUACUCUAACAUUUACUUUAAUAUUUAAGGCAAAUUUAACAAAUCUAAGUGUGUAUUUUGGUGUAAUACAAAUAACUAUAGGGAUUUAU